This is a messenger RNA of Manduca sexta (tobacco hornworm), 1657 nucleotides long. RefSeq names its product pancreatic lipase-related protein 2. Gene Ontology annotation, biological process: lipid metabolic process. Bases 169 to 1233 code for a protein of 354 amino acids. Lineage: Eukaryota; Metazoa; Arthropoda; Insecta; Lepidoptera; Sphingidae. Gene Ontology annotation, molecular function: lipase activity. The record is from RefSeq and is a predicted model, not a curated record. The transcript is spliced from 7 exons.
AGUGCUCAACACAACACCAACAGAACAAAACCUCGCACACCGCACAACAAUCGUACGACACACGACUUAUUCUUAUAUAUCUAUAAAUAAUAUAUUGUGAUAUUUACUGUGAUUAAACUGAGUGCAAUAAACGUUUAAAAGUGAUAUUUAUGUCAUAAAUUAUAUAAAAUGUUGACAAGCUCAAAGUGGUUAAUUUUAAUAGGAAUUACUGCUGUUCAAAUUACCGUUUCAGAAAGCCAACAAAAUGAUCAACCAAACGGGGAGAAACCAAAGUCAGUGAGGCAAUUAUUUAAUACGACUUCCUGUAUACCACCGCCAUACAGAUGUCCACACCCAAAAAUGCAGUUUUAUUUAUACACAAGAUCGACACAAGCAAAAGGCGAAUUACUAAAUACAUUGGACAACGACUCCUUAACCGCAUCGAGAUUUAACCGAAACCAUCCUACAAAAAUCGUGGUGCACGGUUUUGGGGGCGGUAGAAAUUUAUCCCCUAGUACGGACAUGAGAAACGCAUACUUUACCAAAGGAAACUACAAUAUAAUCAUAGUUGAUUAUGGAAGUCUAGUCAAGGAACCAUGUUUGGGUCAGAUAGAGUGGGCUCCUCGGUUUGCCGGCCUAUGCAUCGCACAACUGGUGGAAUAUCUACAGAACCACCCAACAAAGUCGGUGCAGCCUGAGCAGAUCCACACGAUUGGAUACAGUGUGGGCGCACAUAUCCUCGGCCUCGUCGCUAAUUACCUCAAAGUUGGCAAACUCGGCAGAAUUACUGGUUUAGACCCAACAAUUUUAUUCUACAUGGGCAACAAUCGAUCUCGAGACUUGGACCAUACCGACGCAUUGUUUGUGGACGUGCUACACACAGGCGCAGGGAUACUGGGCCAGUGGGGUCCUAAUGGACACGCCGACUUCUACGUCAAUGGUGGGUCCAGUCAGCCAGGAUGCGCGCACGAUACGAUUUUCCAGACAUUGUCCUGCGACCACACGAAGGUGACACCAUACUUCAUAGAGUCAAUUAACAGUCGCGAAGGAUUUUGGGCGGGGCCUUGUUCUAGUUUAUUUUCUUACUUGAUCGGUUGGUGCGAACCGCAAGACACGGAUUAUGUCCUUAUGGGCGAAUAUGUCGAUCGCAAUGCUCGAGGCGUGUACUACGUUACAACGAAUGCGAAGCCACCAUACGCACGAGGUUUCCCCGGCAGAAGUCGAAGACUGCGUUCCAUUACUCCAUACAGCUGAUGAACAUCAAAACUAAAUUAAUAAGCGUAAAAAUUGCGGUAAUUUAUUGUUCAGCAGUUUGGUCACUUAUGUGCGUUUCAAUCAGUAAUGUAAACUAAUUGCAGUUCGCAAAUAUGUCUGUUAUUUAAAAAUUAUCAAAAAAACUAAUUAUACAGUUACGUAACGUUACAAAAUUAAUAUUAGGUAUAAGUUUUUCAUUUUAUAUUAACGUAAUAAAGAAAAUAUAGAAUUAAGUGUGUAUGCCGUCCGUUAUUCGUUGUGACGCGACUCUAGUCUCUCAAACUGCUUAACAAUACGAUUGUUCCGCGAUACUAGAUCUUUUAUUAAAUUAUUUCAGUUAGUCACCGCCAUUGAUUACGUAACCGAAAUUUAAAUGCAAUAUAUUUCCACCUACGUGAAUUUUACUUUAUAUAAUAUGUUGCUU